This is a messenger RNA of Hyaena hyaena (striped hyena), 819 nucleotides long. RefSeq names its product SIX homeobox 6 (gene SIX6). Gene Ontology annotation, biological process: eye development; regulation of transcription by RNA polymerase II. NCBI's taxonomy places the organism in Eukaryota, Metazoa, Chordata, Mammalia, Carnivora, Hyaenidae. The record is from RefSeq and is a predicted model, not a curated record. Bases 79 to 819 code for a protein of 246 amino acids. Gene Ontology annotation, molecular function: RNA polymerase II cis-regulatory region sequence-specific DNA binding; DNA-binding transcription factor activity, RNA polymerase II-specific. The transcript is spliced from 2 exons. Gene Ontology annotation, cellular component: transcription regulator complex; nucleus.
CACCCGGCCAGGCCCGCCGACAUCCGCUGCGCGUCCCGUUGCGUGCUCAGCGCCCCCGCUGCAGUCUGCGCUGCCUCGAUGUUCCAGUUGCCCAUCUUGAAUUUCAGUCCCCAGCAAGUGGCCGGGGUAUGCGAGACUCUGGAGGAGAGCGGCGACGUAGAGCGCCUGGGUCGCUUCCUCUGGUCGCUGCCCGUGGCCCCUGCGGCCUGCGAGGCCCUCAACAAGAAUGAAUCGGUGCUGCGCGCGCGAGCCAUCGUGGCCUUUCACGGCGGCAACUACCGCGAGCUCUACCAUAUCCUGGAAAACCACAAGUUCACCAAGGAGUCGCACGCCAAGCUGCAGGCGCUGUGGCUCGAAGCGCAUUACCAGGAGGCUGAGAAGCUGCGUGGACGGCCCCUGGGGCCGGUGGACAAGUACCGCGUGAGGAAGAAGUUCCCGCUGCCGCGCACCAUUUGGGACGGCGAACAGAAGACACACUGCUUCAAGGAGCGCACGCGGCAUCUGCUACGGGAAUGGUAUCUGCAGGACCCAUACCCCAAUCCCAGCAAAAAGCGUGAGCUUGCCCAGGCAACCGGACUGACCCCUACGCAGGUGGGCAACUGGUUCAAAAACCGCCGACAAAGGGACCGGGCGGCUGCAGCCAAGAACAGACUCCAGCAGCAAGUCAUGUCGCAGGGCUCCGGGCGGGCUCUAAGGGCUGAGGAAGAGGGCACGCCCGAGGUGCUGGGCGCCGCCGCCAGUCCGGCCGCCAGCCUAUCCAGCAAGGCAGCCACUUCAGCCAUCUCCAUCACGUCCAGCGACAGCGAGUGCGACAUCUGA